AUGCAGCCCCAAGACAAAAGUGAGCGACUUUCCAUUAAAGUAGACUACUUGGAGAGCAGAGUGACUCAUUUGUCCGCCUCCAACACCGACCUGUCCAGCAGGCUGGUCCAUAGCGAAGAGGAGAAGCUGAAGCUCUCAAAGGAGAUUGUGGAUGAGAAGCUUCAAAUGAACAAGAUGAGAUCCCGGUUUGAAGAGGAGAUGUUUGAACUGAGAAAUAAGAUAUUGAACCAAAAAGGUGAGAUAACAGAACUUGUGACCGAGCGAGAUAAGUUACUCAGCCAGCUGGGAUCAAGCAAGACUGAUCUCAAAGUGGGAGAGAAGAGCGAGCAAGAGUAUGCCUUGCUCAAGAAGGACUACUUGGCUCUAGCUGAGGCCCACCACAAAGAGCUGGCUCAAAGCAUGGAGCUGAGCGCAGAGCUGCUAGCUUUGGCCCAGGCCCAUCACGCCUCGCGCAGCCAGCUGGCCGAGCCGUACCAGAAGGCUCGGGACGCCUCGGACGACCUUCACGGCGAGCUGGACCGAGUGAAGGCCCUCGUCGGCGGCUUGUUGCAGAGCCGAGUCAAACCUGAAGACCUUUCAGCUUUUAACAAGGAGCAAAAAAGCAUGGCAAACACCCUCCUCGGAAACCAAGAAGAGAUGAAAGUUAUGCUGGAAGAGUUGAAACGCUGCUAUGAGGAGGAGCAGAGGACACUCGAGGAGAAGAUUGUGGGGAUGAGAAAAGAGGAGCGUGUCCAAAGCCGCCACCAGAAACCAUCUGAGCAGACUAUGACGCGCUCGUGCUGUCAGAGUCAAAUGAAGGAGGCCGAAGAGGAGAUCGCAAGGCUGCAGCUGCAAGUCAAAGAGCUUCACGAGCAAUAUCGCGCAAGGCUGCUGUGCUAUUUAAGGGACAUAACUAAGUAUAUCGAUGGCGUCGGGGGAGGCAAAACGCUAACUGAGGGAAACAAGUUGAGAGCCUUUGUAGACGCCGUGCUGCAAGAUGUCCGUGCUUCCUACAGGGCCCGUGAGGAGCAGCUCUGCACUGCUGCUCGGGCUUACAAAAAGAGACUGCAGAGGACCACCAAGGCCCAUCACUCCCUAAUAUGUGCUUAUAGGGAUCAGAGGGAACAGAUUUUGGCGAAACCAGACAAGGGUCUCGAGCCUGGACCCCCAGAAACCCAUUUCGACCUUGAGCCCACUGCGCCAAGAGAAGGACUGGACAAGUUUCUUCAGCAAAUUGAGCAGAAUCAAUCAAAAAUGGAGGGUCAGCAACAUGCGGCUAAAGACCAGGUGGUAGUCGUCAAAACACCAACUCGUUCGACCAAUUAUGAGAUGCCAAAACUGGAGGAGAUAUUCCAAGAAUCCUGGUCGGUCAUCAGGAAACAGCUGAAGGAGAUAACGGACUCCACGCUGGGACGCUACGACAAGGAGCAAACAGCAGUUGCAGAAGCACAGGUGUCCCAGUUGCAGGACUAUAUUGACAAGCAUCUUGACAGGUAUAAAGAGGAAAUUGCACAUCUCCGUAAGAUGCGUGGUAAAAAGGAGUCUCCAGUCACAUGUAAAAAUUAAUUCAUUAACUAGGAAAAACUUGG
Syngnathoides biaculeatus (alligator pipefish) is the source of this 1568-nucleotide messenger RNA. RefSeq names its product coiled-coil domain containing 78 (gene ccdc78). Gene Ontology annotation, cellular component: cytoplasm. The record is from RefSeq and is a predicted model, not a curated record. The transcript has 13 exons. Lineage: Eukaryota; Metazoa; Chordata; Actinopteri; Syngnathiformes; Syngnathidae. The coding region runs from base 1 to 1545 and encodes 514 amino acids.